Linderina pennispora is the source of this 263-nucleotide messenger RNA. RefSeq lists its product as uncharacterized. The transcript has a single exon. The record is from RefSeq and is a predicted model, not a curated record. Lineage: Eukaryota; Fungi; Kickxellomycota; Kickxellomycetes; Kickxellales; Kickxellaceae. The annotation marks the transcript as partial.
CAUGACAAAGGAGCGGAUGCCGCUGCGCGCAGGGGGGAGGGCGUGCAGUGGAUGUCCGCUUCCAUCGUGCCGGUCUGGGGGUGGUGCGUCAAGGUAGAACAGGUACCCUUAGGCUGCGGGAGUCCGUUGGUGCCAACAAAAUGGAUGCGGGCUGUUUGUUUUCUGUCCUAACAAUUCACCGUCGGAGUGGAUGAACCUAUUAUCCAUUCAUCUCGGAAUUGCUAGAAGCCAGAGAGCAGACGGGGGUAUUGCCAGUGGGCAAG